CAGGGAUAUUUUUAUUCACAUUUCGCUGAAGCUAUAAUGCGCGUUGAAAGCGCCUCGUGUUCUUACUCGUCUCUGUUUAUCAAUCAAUUGAUGGAUUACAGUCCGGAAGUGACGUCAGUGCCGUCAGUCAAAGUAAAAAAAUAAAAGACAACUCUGGAAUUACAUGUUAACGUGACGGCUGAAGCCAGCGGAUUGUGUUGAGAGUAUACACCGAUAAUAGGCCGAUAUUAUUUAUUUACUUGCAUUUUGUCGUUUAUUAUAUUCGUCCCACGUGAAAAUGAGCGCCUCCCUCCUCCCGAAGAAAUCCUGAAAUCCGCUGGCUCUUCCUCCAGAGCUUCUGUAACCCAGCCCAGAGCAAAUACGAAAAAAAAAGAAGAAAAAAAAAACCUUGUGUAGUCAUCGAGUAAAUUGACUAUAUAAGUCAUGCACGGGGAAAGGGAAAGUUUGCGCUGCUCGGGUCCAUGUUUGUUGUGUGGAAUUACUUCUACGUGGUUAAGCAGUGAAGCGCCUCCCAGUGCCUCGGUCACAGAUCUUGAAGCCCAGCGCAUAUAUGCACAAUGUAUUUUGGGUUGAGCGCGAUCCUAUAGCUGAGGAGGGUCCUUCCACAUGCCCACAGGGCCCCCUCCACCUCCACCUUCCUUCCCUUCUUUACACAUCUCCUCCUGAAUGGAUGCGAUGCCGGAACAUGCGAAAACAUUUGGGCAGAAACUCGGUUCCGUCGCUGGAUUCUAAUUUGAUGUUGUUUUGGGAAUUAUCUAAUCUCCCCAUUUCUGUCAGGAAAGAAUUUACGCAGACUGGGCCUAUUUAUUUAAACUGAAAAUUGCCCAAUAAAAGUAAGCGGACACAUAAAACAGUUCGAUUAUUAGAUGUUUGAUCAAGCCACGAGUAUGGGCGAUGGAAUAGCCGAGGAUCGAAACCACUGUGGAUCCAACGCAUUGUGUCGUGAGCGCGGGAGAGACUCGAAGAGCCGGACUGAAGUGGGGAACCGGUCACCUGUGCAGAGCUCUACCGACACACCGGGGACCUCGGCGUCCACACCGACCUCAUCCAGCGAGGAUGGACACGAUAAACUUUUAGGAGUCGAUCCGGACUACUGUCGAAGGAUUCUGGUCAGAGACGCCAAGGGCACUAUCCGGGAGAUCGUGCUGCCGAAAGGCCUGGAUCUGGACCGGCCGAAGCGCACGCGCACGUCCUUCACGGCGGAGCAGCUCUACCGGCUCGAGCUCGAGUUCACGCGCUGUCAGUACGUGGUCGGGCGCGAGCGCACGGAGCUCGCGAGACAGCUCAAUCUGUCGGAAACACAGGUAAAAGUGUGGUUUCAAAACCGCCGCACCAAACAGAAGAAGGACCAGACCAAGGACACGGACAAGCGCUCGUCGUCCACUUCCGAAUCCCUCGCCACGUGCAACAUCCUACGUCUCCUGGAGCAAGGCCGCCUCCUGUCUCCCCCAAACCCUUUGCUGGCUCACACGCACCCCGGCAAUGGCUCUCUACUGGCCAGCCCGUCCGUGUCCACCUCCUCGGGGGUGAGUAGCACCACCACGGCUCCCGGGUCGGGCAACGGUGGGACGUUCGGACUGUCGCUGUCUUCUUUAGGUGGGACUCCACCUUCACCUCGUCUGGGAGUGCCACCACCCUCACUUUGCUUUACCAUGCCUCUCCUGGGCGGCACCCAUCACGAACUCCCAUCGGGAUACGGGUGCGGAUCCUCAGCGUUCGAGCCCUACAUGAGGAUUGAGCGGAAGGAAGGUGAGUUAGGCGGGAAGAAGACGGUUUCCUAAAAGCGUUCGCCUACCUACUGGUACCUUCCCCAACUCAACCUGUCUCAGGGGUCUCACCUGUGCCGCGAACAGCCGGUCGGAUGGAGCCGAGGUUUGCAAACUGACAGAAAGAGAUGGAACGACGCAGUGGCCUCUCUAGCGCUAGUGCCUACAACCAAAUUUAGGCCAGUCGGACUCCAUCAUUCGGUAAGGAGGAGCGUUUGGGAUGAAGCCUGUAAUUAAGCAUCGCUGUGUUCGGUGAAUUUUGUCGUCCACAGGUUUAUUUUCAUUUUUGCAUUACAUGUGUGGUGACGAAAGCCUCAGACCUAUAAGGCCCUUUCACACCAAGAACGAAAACUAUUGCGAUAGCUAUAUUAGCGUCCGCACGAUUACGAUCUGUUUAUUAUAAACGCGUUGCAGUUUUGUCGUCUGCCGCUUUAAAUGCUCGAGCUUUAUAAGGCAGGGUGGAAUCUGAUUGGCUGUCAAUGUUUUUAUGAAUCAGUCUGGAAGUGAUUCCAACAAUAUCGCUUUCCUUUGCCGAAAUUGCUAUAGUUAUGGUGUGUGCCAUGCUAUUCUUUUAUAUUUAUAAUGAUUUUAAAACUAUCAUUAUAGUUAUCAUUCUUAGUGUGAACUGGCCUUUUUUGUUUGUGAAUGAUGGAAAACUCUGUAAAUGUAACUGUAACUAAGGCAAAAUUAUUUCGAAGGUUUGUUUCCAAAUGGGUGUUUUAAAAAAAAAAAAAA
Pimephales promelas (fathead minnow) is the source of this 2501-nucleotide messenger RNA. RefSeq names its product ventral anterior homeobox 2 (gene vax2). Gene Ontology annotation, biological process: neuron differentiation; regulation of transcription by RNA polymerase II; brain development. The record is from RefSeq and is a predicted model, not a curated record. Gene Ontology annotation, molecular function: RNA polymerase II cis-regulatory region sequence-specific DNA binding; DNA-binding transcription factor activity, RNA polymerase II-specific. Gene Ontology annotation, cellular component: nucleus. NCBI's taxonomy places the organism in Eukaryota, Metazoa, Chordata, Actinopteri, Cypriniformes, Leuciscidae.